ACUGGAACUUGAGGACACGUAAUUGACGAAAACACCCUCGAACCAUUUGCAUGGCCCUGGGAAAACGUUAUCCACACACUCAUUCCCCACUCAUAUCCAUCCAAGCAGAAGCCAGAAAAUGAGAGAGAAAACGCAUGAAAAUCUCCCCCUCUUCAUCUUCUUCCUCUGAAAAUCUCUCUCUCUCUCUCUCUCUCCCCCCAAAUGGAAACUCUUUUCUCUCCUCACUCCCUCUCUCCUCCACUACUCAACCCAAAACUCCACUCUCCUCAGCAGACCAAACCCACCUCAAAUUCCUUCUCUUUCUGCAAGCCCAUCUCGUCCGGUCAGAAAUCCAUAUCCGCCCGGUUCGCUAAACCGGAAUCAGAAUCUUCCCUACCGAGAAAUUGGUUAACCGAUGCGAAGCAAGGCCUCGCCGCUCUUGCUCUCUCUCUGGCUCUGAGCUUUUCCCCUGCUCUUCACAUCAAUGGCGGCGACAUUGCCAUGGCCUCGGAGUUCGAUGUCCUCAACGAAGGCCCGCCGAAGGAAUCUUAUGUCGUCGAUGAUGCUGGUGUUCUAAGUCGGGUCACGAAAUCAGAUCUCAAACGGCUUUUGUCUGAUCUUGAAUCGAGGAAGAACUUGAGGAUCAAUUUCAUCACUGUUCGGAAGCUAACCAGCAAAGCAGAUGCGUUUGAGUACGCCGACCAAGUGUUGGAACGUUGGUACCCGACGGUUGAAGAAGGCAACAACAAAGGCAUUGUGGUAUUGAUCACGAGCCAGAAGGAGGGAGCGAUAACCGGCGGUCCUGCCUUUAUCCAAGCCAUCGGCGAAAACAUUCUUGAUUCAACUGUCUCAGAUAAUCUUCCCGUAUUGGCAACGGAAGAGAAAUAUAACGAGGCGGUCUAUAGCAGCGCAAAGCGGCUGGUGGCAGCCAUCGAUGGCCUCCCGGACCCUGGGGGGCCGACAUUAAAGGACAACAAGAGAGAGUCUAACUUCAAAACAAGAGAAGAAACAGAUGAGAAGAGAGGACAGUUCAGUCUUGUUGUCGGAGGGUUGCUUGUCAUUGCCUUCGUUGUCCCCAUGGCUCAAUACUAUGCUUAUGUCUCUAAAAAGUAGAAAACCAAUUUCGUUUUACAUUACCAAACCGGUUUGGUAACUAUAUAACUGAGCCGGUUUUGAAUUGUAUAUGUUACAAUAAGUUACCUAAUUCGGUUAUGCACCCUAA
Molecule: messenger RNA, 1201 nt
Organism: Tarenaya hassleriana
Lineage: Eukaryota; Viridiplantae; Streptophyta; Magnoliopsida; Brassicales; Cleomaceae
Product: UPF0603 protein At1g54780, chloroplastic
Exons: 3
Coding region: 202-1092 (296 amino acids)
Source: RefSeq, a predicted model, not a curated record